CGUAAGCUACACUCCCCGACGGAGGGUGGACUUAAAUCCGCCACUGUGAAACAUUGGACUGACACAAUCUUUCAAAAUCAUUCCCAAAUAAUCCAAAAUCUAAACUUUAAAAAACCCAUUUCAGGUACGUGUCAUUGCUCACGUAAGCCAGCUCUAUCGCGUCAGUCAUCACGCAACUGCGAAUUCAUAAACUGUAAUUGUUCAUCUCGUUGCUAGAUUUUGUGGAUCUAAUUCUGAUUGUUUGAGAGGUUGAAAGCUUUUACACGCUUGAUUUUCUAUAUUUUUUGCUAAAUAAUCUUGUUUUUGUCAAAGAUAAUCGUAAUCUGUUCUCUCUGUGAAUUUACUCUUAAAUGGAAUUUGGGAAUUUAUGAGUGUGAUUUAGUUCUUACAAACUGAAUCACUUUUUGUAGGGAUGGUUUGAAGAAACUUUGAAGACCCAGUAAAAACAAUAGAAGAAUCGGGUGUUAAAUAACUUGAUUCAGUAAUUUAGUACUCAUAAAAGGGCCAUUUUUUAUUUAUUUAUUUAAUUUUUUUUUUUAAAAUUGGUUUUGUAGUAGUUGUUGAAGACAUAUAUUGCCAUAAAAUGAGUAGGUAUAGAAGGUAUAAUGAUAUUUGUGUUGGUAAGGAGGAUGGGGGAUCACAUGGUGAUGUUGUUCUGGGUUGUCAUGAUGCUGAAAUUGCACAACUCUCGAAGAUCACGUCAAGCCCGCAUGAGCGGCUGAGCAAGGUAGUUCCAUGUAAGGCGAGAUUGCCUGUUUCACCUGUGAAAAUGUUGGCCGGCAGGGAAUGUAACUAUAGUGGAAGAGGGAGAUUCUCGUUGGCAGAUUCUUGUCACAUCUUGAGUCGGUAUUUGCCCAUCAAUGGUCCUUCAGAUAUUGAUAAAAUGAAUAGCUGUGCAUAUGUUUCACAGUUUUCAGCAGAUGGUUCCCUUUUUGUGGCAGGAUUUCAGGAAAGUCAUAUUAGAAUAUAUAAUGUUGACCAUGGAUGGAAAGUUCAGAAGGACAUUCGGGCAAGAAGCUUGCGAUGGACGAUUACUGAUACAUCCCUUUCACCAGAUUGCCGUUUGCUUGCAUAUUCCAGUAUCUCACCUGUGGUCCAUAUUGUCGAUGUUGGAUCUGCUACAAAAGAGUCUCAUGCAAAUAUAACAGAAAUUCACGAAGGUUUGGAGUUUUCAUCUAAUACCGACGAUUAUGAGGAUUAUUCUUUUGGAAUCUUCUCUGUAAAAUUUUCAACUGAUGGACAAGACCUUGUAGCAGCUAGCAGUGAUGAAUCUAUAUAUGUUUAUGAUCUUGAAGCCAAGAGAGUAAGCCUGCAGAUCAAAGCUCAUAAGUCUGAUGUCAAUGCUGUCUGCUUUGCUGAUGAAACUGGCCACAUCAUAUAUUCUGGUAGUGACGAUCAUCUUUGCAAGUUCAUCCUGGUAUGGGACAGGCGCUGCUUUGAUACAAGGGAGAAGCCUGCUGGAGUCCUAAUGGGACAUCUAGAAGGCAUUACUUUCAUUGACACUCGUGGAGAUGGCCGUUAUUUUAUCUCAAAUGGAAAAGAUCAGGCUAUUAAACUUUGGGACAUCCGGAAAAUGUCAUCCAAUGUAGAAUACACUUCAUUUCGUAGAUAUGCUGAAUGGGAUUACAGAUGGAUGUCAUAUCCAGGGCAUGUAAGAAAUAUGAGACAUCGAGAUGAUCUGUCAGUAGCUACAUAUAAAGGCCAUACGGUCUUGCGCACUCUCAUACGCUGUCAUUUCUCUCCAGCAAAUAGCACGGCGCAGAAGUAUUUAUACACUGGAUCUGCUGACUCCUGUGUUUAUAUUUAUGACCUGGUGAGUGGAGAUCAAGUUGCAAAACUCGAUUUCCACGAGGAUACUGUAAGAGACUGCCAUUGGCACCCUUUCUACCCUAUGAUGGUCACCUCUUCUUGGGAUGGCGCCAUUGCCAGAUGGGAAUUUCCUGGCAGCGGUUAUAGUCCAACACCUGUGAGGCAAUCUAGGAGACGAAGAUGAUCUUUCUACUAAACUGCUUGUCUAUCUACUGGUGAUGUUUCAUUGUGUUCCUUACAAAGCUGUCAUUACUUCCCAUAUUAUACCAUGUAAAUUCAUCGUUUCACGAGUGUUAUGUAUAGAGUAUCAUGGUCUGAUGGUCUUACAAAAGAACAUAAAUGGUAAAAACAUGUUUGUUUCGUCACUUCCCCCAACAUAAGUGAUAAUGUAUUAAUGGUUUAUGUUAUAGUCUAAA
Olea europaea var. sylvestris is the source of this 2225-nucleotide messenger RNA. Its product is annotated as LEC14B homolog. Bases 584 to 1993 code for a protein of 469 amino acids. Gene Ontology annotation, biological process: proteasome-mediated ubiquitin-dependent protein catabolic process. Gene Ontology annotation, cellular component: Cul4-RING E3 ubiquitin ligase complex. The record is from RefSeq and is a predicted model, not a curated record. NCBI's taxonomy places the organism in Eukaryota, Viridiplantae, Streptophyta, Magnoliopsida, Lamiales, Oleaceae. Gene Ontology annotation, molecular function: protein binding. The transcript has 9 exons.